Messenger RNA from Piliocolobus tephrosceles (Ugandan red Colobus), 1397 nucleotides. It is a transcript of the gene FOXI2, whose product is annotated as forkhead box I2. Bases 34 to 990 code for a protein of 318 amino acids. NCBI's taxonomy places the organism in Eukaryota, Metazoa, Chordata, Mammalia, Primates, Cercopithecidae. The transcript is spliced from 2 exons. Gene Ontology annotation, molecular function: RNA polymerase II cis-regulatory region sequence-specific DNA binding; DNA-binding transcription factor activity, RNA polymerase II-specific. The record is from RefSeq and is a predicted model, not a curated record. Gene Ontology annotation, biological process: regulation of transcription by RNA polymerase II; anatomical structure morphogenesis; cell differentiation.
GCACCGCUGGCCCAGACCCGGGCGCGGCUGGACAUGGCCACCUACUGCAAAGACCUGGGCCCCUCCUCGGCCCCGCCUGGCCAGGCCCGGGCCACCGCGCACCCCCCGGGCUAUGAGCAUAGUGAUCUGGGCGCGGUGGGCGGGGGCCCGCGCCUGUGGGUGAAUGCGCCAGCGCUCAGACCCAAGUCCUACGCUUCGGGUCCCGGACCCGCGCCGCCCUACGCGGCCCCAGGCUACGGGGCUCCCGGCCCGCUCCUCGGCGCCCCGGGCGGCCUGGCGGGCUCCGACCUCUCCUGGCUGAGCCUCUCCGGCCAGCAGGAGCUGCUGAGGCUGGUGCGGCCGCCCUAUUCCUACUCGGCGCUCAUCGCCAUGGCCAUCCAGAGCGCGCCCCUGCAGAGACUGACUCUCAGCCAGAUCUACCAGUAUGUGGCUGGCAACUUUCCUUUCUACAAGCGCAGCAAGGCGGGCUGGCAGAACUCCAUCCGCCACAACCUGUCGCUCAACGACUGCUUCAAGAAGGUGCCCCGCGACGAGGACGACCCAGGUAAAGGCAAUUACUGGACCCUGGACCCCAACUGCGAGAAGAUGUUUGACAACGGGAACUUCCGAAGGAAGAGGAAGAGGAGAGCUGAAGCCAGCGCGGCCUCGCCCUCGGGAGCCAGGAGCGAGGGAGGGGCCGAGGCGCCCGCGCUGGAGCCCCCGGGCGCGGCUUGCCCGGACCUGCAGGCUUCGCCCUCUCCAUCCGCACCCGAGGCCGCCACCUGCUUCUCCGGUUUCGCCUCGGCUAUGAACGCACUGGCGGGCGGCCUUGGCACCUUCCCCGGGGUCCUGGCGGGCGACUUUUCUUUCGGGAGGCCGCCGCCGACGGUCGCCGUCCACACUUCCCAGACCCUUAGCCCCUCGCCUAGCUUCGUCCCUGGCCACCAGACCGCGGCCACUGGCUUUCGCGUCAGUCACCUCCUCUACAGCCGGGAAGGGACGGAAGUUUGAAGGGAUGCUGGAGGCUAGCCGGGUGCGGUGUCCAAAGGUGCUGAGCUCAGGCCUCCGGUUUCCCCUGGUGACAGCCCCACGUGUUGGCGCCAAAGGCCUGGGUGCCCUGGGAGGACGCGCAGAGCCGGGAGCGGCUUGGCCAGCAGGGAGCUGGGCUGAGCGGCUCUUGGGCCUCGGGGUGGGUGGCCCGUCUGCUGUGCACCCCUCACCCAGGCGACCUUCAGAGCUUCCCUGCUCUGCCUCUAAGUCGAUCCCUCCUGGGCCUCCAGAACCUGUGCUCUCCAGGGAUUUGCCUUGAAGGGGCGGCACGGUUGGCGCUCAGCUCCGACGUUUCCCAAGCAGGCUGGCUGACUCCAAAGAGCCUUAGAGCAGGUGGGAGAAAAGUGGGCUGCCAGAGCGGCCCAGGG